Dreissena polymorpha is the source of this 4376-nucleotide messenger RNA. RefSeq lists its product as uncharacterized. NCBI's taxonomy places the organism in Eukaryota, Metazoa, Mollusca, Bivalvia, Myida, Dreissenidae. Gene Ontology annotation, molecular function: ubiquitin-protein transferase activity; protein binding; zinc ion binding. The coding region runs from base 1291 to 3834 and encodes 847 amino acids. Gene Ontology annotation, cellular component: chromatin; nucleoplasm. Gene Ontology annotation, biological process: positive regulation of DNA-templated transcription. The record is from RefSeq and is a predicted model, not a curated record. The transcript has 5 exons.
CUCAUAUCACGUGGGCUUUAUAUAGAACUGCGAUUUCCUUGUCGCUAGGCACUCAAUAUUUGUACACGGCCGGGAAACGAUCGAAUUGUCUAAUUGAUUGAGGACCGGUUGUGCGCAGAAGUUACAGUCAACGAACAUACAGAUAGACCAAUAGACCCUUGUAACAAAAAGAUCCCGAUAUAGCCUGCCAUUCCAGCUACUGUUUGUGGUGGGAUACAAAUUGUCAAUUCAUCAAUUCAUCAAUCGGUGAACAAGUCCCAUCAACUGAAAUAUGACAUCACCAUAGAAAAGUCCAGAAAUGCUCAAGUUUAAGAACAUUAAUGUAACGUGUUGACUACUGUGACAUUACAGAUCCAUGAAGUUGUUCAGGACACAGUUCUUCAGACCAGUAAAACCAGCAUUUUGUAAAAUGUCUAUUUGUUCAAAUUGCAAAACGUUAUACAUGUUAUUAUUUGUAAGCACAUGAUUCCAUCAUUAAAAAAAUAAGCAGUGAUGUAUCAGACAAACUUGCACAUUGUGAAUAUUAUGUAUGAUGUUUAAUUAAACAGGGCCUAAAGAAACACUCACAGAGAAUUAGAAAGAAAUUGAAUAAUUACACGUGAUAUGCAAUUGUUAAUUGGAAAAUAUUAAUUAUAGAUUUUAAAGCUAUGGAUAACCGAGAGGAUACCGGUUCCGUAUAUAGAGAGGUACCUACAUGUUCUGUGACGUCAUCAAUGAUUAUGUCAAAUUAUUAUACUUCACGUGACUCUCCCAUGUUUAUUUUCUGCAUACUCGUCACUGCAUAACUUUUAUAUUCCAUGACGGUGGAACGCAAUAUGUCCCGAUCGUGAUAUAAUUUUUAAUAUACCCCAUGUGUAGAGCUAGUAGAGCUAAAAAAUAAUAGAAACAAAAACUAUAUUAUAGCGAAUAGUUUUACGUGCUUAAUAUAACAUGUAUAACAACCCCAUAUUGAUGAGUGCUUGUUUUUAUGUAUUAUCUUCAGAAGUCUAGGUAAAAAAAUAUAAAAAAAACAUUGGAUCUGCUGUAAGAAAACCACUCAAAUUGUAUGUUCAUCACAGCAUUUGAAUAUAAAAGUUUAUCAGUAAAAAUCGAACGUACAUGCUUCGGUCACUGUACAGAUCACGUGAAUAGAGAUAAGACUAGUAUCAUUCAUAAUCAAGUUUACACACAUUAUCAGUUACUGAUUAGUUGCAGUUCAGUUGAAUUGAAAACCUCAAUGUUGAUAGUGAGGUUUACAAAAAUAUAAAUAUCAUAUACUAAUAAACAUCGUUCAGCAAUUAGUUCACGGACAUGGCAUCUGAAUUUGAGACAUCAGUUUACAAAGGAUCAGACACAACCCAUGACUAUCCUUGUGAAAGUUGUGAUGAGAAUGGUAUAAAUAAUGAGGCAGAUGUUUACUGUGAAAACUGUUCGAAGUUUUUCUGUAACAAUUGUUUGAAACACCAUAAUAACAUGUACAAAAAACACAUCGCGUUUGGAAGACAAAACUCUACAAAAUGGUUUACCACCAAGAGAACCGACUAUGCAUUAGAGCUAUGUCAAGACCACAAGAGUGAGACGAUGCAGCUGGUAUGUGAAGACCAUGAUCAGCUGCUGUGCACAGUCUGUCACGUGUACAGCCACCAACAAUGCCAUGUGAAAUUGAUAUCUGAUGUUGUGACAUCACUAAAACAUAAAGCAGAUGUUGAGAAGUUGACAGCAAAACUUGAAACUUUACAUGGAAAGUUGGCUAGGAAGAAGCAAGCCUUAGAGGAAAGUAUACAGUCACUUGAAACAUCCUACAAUAAAAUUCUGGAAGAAAUCCACACUUUAAGAGAGGAAAUCAAUGAAUAUUUGGAUACACUGGAAAGUUAUACUGUCACCGAGUUAGACGCUUUACUUUCGGAUGCAAGGACAUCUCUUCAGGAUGACAUCCUGGACUGUAAACAGGUCAUUGAGGACAUGAAUGAUGCCCACCAUAAUAUGCAACGUAUAACCAGCAAGAGCGAUACUUUACAAUUUAUCACGUACAAAGAUUGUCACAAGUAUUUGGUAAAGGCAAAAUCAAUGAUAACAAGAAUUGCUGGCAAGAAUGAGGUUACAAUAGAGUUCCAACCUGAUGCUGAUUUCACAGAGACUCUAUCAACUCUUUUAGGAUUAGGAAAAGUAUACCACGUGAGGCAAUCAUCAACUGAGCCUAGCACGAAAUCUUACCCAAAAAUAUAUGAUCCAGUAAACUGCUCAUCUCAAUACGCUGACAUUGAACUCUUAAGUGAUGUUAACAACACAAAAUCCAUUUCAAUCAGCCAGUCCGCCGAUGAUAGCAAAACAAGUGAUGUGAACAGGCCAAAACUGGUGCUCAAUCCAGAAUACAGCUCUACCAGUCACAUUGACCAUGGAAGCAAAACUAUCGAUGUUACCAAGCAAAAACUGAUCUUCAAUCCAGUAUCAAGUUCUUCCCGUCACAUCGACCAUGAUAGCAAAACAAGUGAUGUGACCAAGCCAAACAAGGUGUCCAAUCCAGAAUCAAGUUCUAACAGUAACCUUGGCAAUGGUAGCAAAACAAGUGAUGUAACCGAGCCAAAAAUAUUGUCCAAUCCAGAAUCAAGUUUUACUAGUAACCUUGACAAUGGUAGCAAAACAAGUGAUGUGAACAAGCCAAAAGUGGUGUUCAAUCCAAAAUUAAGUUCUACCAGUAACCUUGACCAUGGUAGCAAAAUAAGUGAUGUCACCGAGCCAAAAAAGGAGUCCAAUCAAGAGUUAAGUUCUAACCGUCACAUUGACAAUGAUAGCAAAACAUGUGAUGGUACAAAACCAAAAAUGGCGGCCAAUCAAACAUUAGGUUUUAUCCGUCACCUUAACCAUGGUAGCAAAGCAAGCGAUGUGACCGAGCCAAAACUGGUGCCCAAAUCUGCAUCAAGUUUAACUAGUCAACUUGAACAUGUUAGCCUUAACAGUGAUUUUAACAAGCCAGCGCCACAGUCUGAUCAAGACUACAUCACACUUGAGGGAAUAACAACAGAGUACUCAGUUACAAUGAAACGUGAUUUAUACGUAUCCGUUAUAACAGGUAUCUGCGAGACAGCUUCCGGGCAAUUCCUCAUCACAGACUUUUCCAACAAGAAGGUAAAGCUGCUGGAUCAGUGCUACAAAGUGGUUGCCCACUGUGACAUGCCUGAUAGGCCACUGUGCAUAUGCAGUAUUGGCUCCAGCUUGGCGGCUGUUGCUGCAUAUGCAUCUAGCAAGUCAAUUUCGAAAAAACUAAUCAUGUUCAUCAGAGUGAAAAAUGACAAGAUUGUUAUUCAAAAGAAGCUAAAGCUCAAACAUGAAUGUAAAUGCAUAGCAUACCACAAAGGCAAUUUGUAUAUAACAUCAGGUCGAGCACUGUUCCUCUACACUGAGGAUGGAACAUUGGUGUGGAAGAUGUACGAGGAUAACUCUGGCAAUACAAACGAAACGGUCACGGCAUGUGCAGUCAGUCCAAAUGGAGACAGGAUAUAUUUGACAAAUGAUCACAGUAACCAUUUGAUCACGCUGUCCACCAUCCACUGCACAGUGAUCUCCAAACUGGAUUUAAACGUACUGAAGAUGCGUUCUGAAUUAGCCCAACCUGUCCUUUAUGGCCUCCAUGUAACAGCCAUGGGAAACGUUCUGGUGUGUGGGGGCUUGUCUUCAAACUCAAUUGUCCAGGUGGACAAACAUGGGAUAGAGGUUCUGGCAACGGUGGUGACUGAAGAGGGUGGAGUCAAAAGUCCGACAUCUGUCUACUUCAGUCAACAAACUGGCUCACUGAUUGUGGGAAUGUGGAACAAGGACAGCAUUCUUGUGCUUAACAUGAAGUAUUUAAAUAUUUGAAAUGGCAAUUUAUUCUGCAAUAUUUAAAUGGAAUAUGGCUUGAUAUGAAAUGUCAAACAUAUUUUUUAAUUUGUGUAAGUCAAACUAUAUGAUUUCACCUAUACCACAACCACUGAAAAUUGUAGAGCUUGUACAUUAACCAUAAGUGUGUCAAAAAACGACGUCAUUUCACAGUAAACAGUGUUCGAAACAGUGAAAUAUAGUUUUCAAAUUACUGAGAUUUCCCUAUAAAUCAGAGAAAGCCAUUAAAUAUGUUUUGUGUGUACAUGAUGGCUAGAUUGCUUUAAAUGUAUGUUAAUGCUCAGUUGAAUUAUCCGAAGGGAUAUUAAAUAAUUAUAACUCUCUGAUUAUACUCCUUUAAUUGACGUUUCGGCAUAAUGCCUUUAUCAAAACAUUGGAAAUUAUAUGUUAACUACAUUUUUACGUCUUUUGACUGCACAAUUUAAAUAACAAAGAAAAAUGUUUUUAAACGUCAAAUGACGUUGUACAUGAUGACGUCAUAAAUGGCGUUAUUUAAAAUGGCGCCAAAAAAUGUAAAAAUU